AUGUAUCUCCAUCAGUAUGACUAUAUCUUCGGUAUCGGCACCGUGUUUGCCAUGCUCGAUGCCUACAACAACGGUGCAAAUGAUGUGGCCAACUCCUGGGCAACCAGUGUGUCCUCCCGGUCCAUCUCCUACCGACAGGCCAUGGUGCUCGGUACCAUCUUCGAGUUCCUAGGCGCGGUCACCGUCGGUUCCCGGACGGCUGAAACGAUCAAGAACGGUAUCAUUCCCGCUAAGGCGUUCCAGGGCAAUGCUGGAGUGCAGAUGAUGGCUUUCACCUGUGCCCUGGCUGCUGCCUCAUCCUGGGUCAUGUGGUGCACUCGUCACUCGGCUCACGUCUCUUCGACCUACUCCCUCAUCUCGGCCGUUGCUGGUGUUGGUGUUGCUACUGUUGGUGCUUCGGAAGUGCAAUGGGGCUGGAACAAUGGCAAGGGUCUUGGUGCCAUCUUCGCCGGUCUGGGCAUGGCCCCGAUCAUCUCGGCUGGUUUCGCAGCCACCAUCUUCAUGCUGAUCAAGGUCAUCGUUCACAUGCGUCGCAACCCUGUUCCCUGGGCUGUCUACAGCUCUCCCUUCUGGUUCCUGGUUGCGGCCACCAUCUGUACCCUGUCCAUCGUCUACAAGGGCUCCCCUAACUUGGGCCUGACCAAGAAGCCCAGCUGGUGGAUUGCUGCUGUGACCUUGGGCACCGGUGGUGGUGUCUGUCUCAUGGCGGCAAUCUUCUUCGUUCCGUUCGUGCACGCCCGUGUCAUCAAGAAGGACCACUCUGUCAAGUGGUGGAUGAUCAUCUACGGUCCCCUGCUCUUCAACCGCCCGAUUCCCACCGAUGCCGAGACCGCCAAGGUGCCCAACUAUGCUGUUGUCCAGGACGAGUAUGAGGAUGAGGCCUCCGCCCACACCGGAUCCAUCGAUGAAGAGAAGGACCCGAAGACCACCACCAUCCCUGCUGAGGACAAUGAGCAGAGACUGGUCAAGUCCGAGGCCAACCAGCUCACCUACAAGGAGAUCAUGGCUCAAUCUGAGGCCCGCCACCGCGCGAAGCUCCUGAAGAGCCGUGGUCCUCUGGGCUGGGGCAUGCGCUAUCUCCGCGACAACCCCAUGGGUGCUGGUGAGAUCUAUGAGAUUCGCAACAUGUGGAUCCUGCUCAAGCGUAUUCCCCCUACCAUUGUCGUCGGUCUGCUCUAUGGUGCCCACUAUGACAUCCACACCGCCCAGAGCGGUAUUGCUGGUACUCCCGAGGGUGAGCGCAUGAAGCGAGUCUAUGAUGCCGCUGAGAAGUACCCCAACGAGGUCGAGCACACCUACUCUUUCGUCCAGGUCAUUACUGCCUGCACUGCUUCUUUCGCGCACGGUGCCAACGACAUUGGUAACUCCGUUGGUCCCUGGGCUGCCAUCUACGCCGCCUGGUCCACCGGUGAUACCGCUGCCUCCAAAACUCCCGUCCCCGUCUGGCAGCUUGCCGUUCUGGCCCUGUGCAUUUCCUGUGGUCUGGUCACCUACGGUUACAACAUCAUGAAGGUCAUGGGUAACAAGAUUACCUACCACUCUCCCAGCCGUGGUUCCUCCAUGGAAAUGGGCGCUGCCAUCACUGUCCUUGUCUUCUCGCAGUACUCCCUGCCCGUCUCCACCUCGAUGUGUAUCACCGGUGCCACUGUCGGCGUCGGUCUCUGCAACGGUACCCUGAAGGCCGUCAACUUCCAGCGUGUCGGCCUCCUGCUGCUCGCCUGGAUCAUGACCAUUCCCAUUGCCGGCACCCUUGGUGGAUGUUUGAUGGGUCUCUUCAUCAAUGCCCCUCAUUUCCUCUCCUAA
Penicillium canariense is the source of this 1803-nucleotide messenger RNA. Its product is annotated as inorganic phosphate transporter. The coding region runs from base 1 to 1803 and encodes 600 amino acids. Gene Ontology annotation, biological process: phosphate ion transmembrane transport. The transcript is spliced from 3 exons. The record is from RefSeq and is a predicted model, not a curated record. NCBI's taxonomy places the organism in Eukaryota, Fungi, Ascomycota, Eurotiomycetes, Eurotiales, Aspergillaceae. Gene Ontology annotation, cellular component: membrane.